AUGGCGAAGCGUGGCAGAAGUGGAAAAGGAAGGGCAACUGUUUCUGACGAGGACGACGAAGACAAAUUCUUCGAGGAGGAGGCUGAUAAGGAGGACCGGGAAGAGGAUGAGUUCGACGAGCUCCGAUCCGGUGAUGGUGGCCACGACGACUCCGACGACAACACCGCGAGCGACAAGGAGGAUCAGGAGAACGAAGAAGAAGAUGAGGAUGGCGACGGUGAUGAGGUUCGGAAGUCGCUCGGUAUUGACGAGACACCCACUGGUGCGUCGGAAGACUAUGACGGCCCAGGGUACGUCGAAGUCAGGACACCACCGCCGUCAGGCCUCCGUUCGCCGGUUGUGCGUCGAACAACCGUACUUCCGGCGGUGCGUCCGGCACCGUACGGUGUCAAACCCGGCGGGGUCGUCCCGUUCCUCGAGAGCUUGUGCGCCGAGACGCAGUACCAGAACCUCCUGACCCGUGUAGCCAAGGCGCUCGAGACGAAGGUGGACAUUCCACCCAUUCCACCCGCUCCGUGGGCAACAUGGGCUAACGUCCACGGGUUUGUUGGCCAUGAUCUCUACAACGACGCACAAGAGAUGGUCCGACUGCUCGACUGGAUCGGCGAUGAAUCGGUCCGCGAGGAUCUUGACCGCGUCUCGGUGCAAAGGAUCUGCUUGGUGUUUGGACUCCUUGCCCGAGACUCGCGUCAAGCGAACGACUUCCGAGAGGAGUCCCCUCCGCCGGAAUUCGACAGCGGAGAUGAUUUCGGGCAGAGCGCCUUGACGCUAUUGCGUUGCGGCGCAAGUAAUCUCCUCAAAGGAUCCUUCCCUGAGCGCAUGAAUGUCCUCUGCGAUAUGAUGGAGCUGACGCUCGAAGCUGGGUGGAAGCCGAAACGGACCGGUCCAAUGCCACGCCCGGUGAAGAAGAAGGGAAAAGCUGCGGACAACGGUGCUGGACCAUCCUCCUCGACAUUGCCCGGCAAUGGAACAGCUGACGAAACCGAGGGAACCACUGGCAUGAAGGUCGCGGGGGCUGCGCCGAAGGAAACUGCAAAGCACCUUCAACAACCGCCGCGGCGGUCCACCCGUGCAGUCCAGAUCACUGCCGCCGGGCUCGCGGCGGGUGUCAAGAUUACGUCCACUCCGCCAACCGGAGCAGUUGGUGCAGCCGCACAGGCGCCCGAGGUCCGGGACGGCAGGUGA
Messenger RNA from Epithele typhae, 1185 nucleotides. RefSeq lists its product as uncharacterized. The transcript is spliced from 5 exons. Bases 1 to 1185 code for a protein of 394 amino acids. Lineage: Eukaryota; Fungi; Basidiomycota; Agaricomycetes; Polyporales; Epitheliaceae. The record is from RefSeq and is a predicted model, not a curated record.